Apis dorsata (giant honeybee) is the source of this 1696-nucleotide messenger RNA. RefSeq lists its product as uncharacterized. Gene Ontology annotation, molecular function: olfactory receptor activity; odorant binding. Gene Ontology annotation, cellular component: plasma membrane. The transcript is spliced from 6 exons. Gene Ontology annotation, biological process: sensory perception of smell; detection of chemical stimulus involved in sensory perception of smell. Bases 383 to 1600 code for a protein of 405 amino acids. Lineage: Eukaryota; Metazoa; Arthropoda; Insecta; Hymenoptera; Apidae. The record is from RefSeq and is a predicted model, not a curated record.
AUAUUUCUUUUAAAUUAUUACAAUAAUUUAUAUAAUAGAGAAAAAAAGUACAAAGUCAUUCAAUGUAACAAUGAUUUAAUUUAUAAGUAUUUAUAUCACACUAAAUAUACAUACUCGAUGUUCUUCCGCUGUCAAGAAUACUAUUGCGUGAUAGCCAUUCUUUGCACCUGUCUUACCUAUAAUCAUCGCCGAUCUAUAAUGCAAGCAAUAAUUACUAUAAACAAGAGAACAAAGCAAAAAAAAAACUCUUCCAGAAAAUCGGUAUCCUAUAAAAGUUGUUUUUAAGAAUAAUAUUGAACGUGAUUUAUUAAGUUCCUCGCACGUGUAAAACCACGAGCAGUGUAUGUGAACAUUCAGUUGUUUUCUAAUACGAUGUAAUUAUAUGCUACUUUCUGGCAAUCUCUAUUUAUCGUUCUUUCCCCCCCAAUUAAAUUUUAUUUUAUUCGAUUCACGAGGCGAACAAUUUCUUCCAAUAAUGUCGAAACGAAUGACACCGGAAACAGUGAUUCGCAUUACUUGGCUCAGCGUAGUAAUAACAGUUUGUUGGCCACUUCCUAUGAGUAGCGGCAGGGGUCGAAUAUUUGGCUUUAAAAUUUUACAGAUCGUUAGCAUUAUCAGCAUUUUCAUGCUGCUCUUUCCCAUGAUAUAUUCGAUCUAUUUGCAUUUCGACGAUAUCAUCGUUUCUUCCCAGUGCGUUUGUCUGUCGAUAACUUUGACUCAGCUUAUUAUGCAAACUUUUAUAUGCUUCGUUAAUCACGAUUCAUUGCAGCGUGUAAUCGAAGAAAUGAUGAUUUGUAUCAAGGAAGCGAAUCAAUACGAAAAAGAAAUUUUUUGCAAGUAUAUCGAGAAAUGCGGCAGAUUUUGUGGAAGUUCCAUAGCUUGCAUGUACGUGACCGCGAUAUGUUUUUCGUUAGGACCGAUAGUCCUACCGAUCACCUUUCCAUCGGAAGCGGAAUAUCCAUUUCGCGUUAAUUACGCACCCGUGAACGUUAUCGUGUAUAUGCAUCAAGCUUUCCUCAGUUUUCAAGGCGCUGCGCAUAUAUGCUUGAGCAUGAUGGGCGCGCUUUUACUAUGGUUCGCAGCCGCGAGAUUCGAAUGUUUGGCCGUGGAAUUGCAGAAUUGCGUGAACAUCCAUACGUUGAUCCUUUGCGUUAAAAAACAACUACGUUUAAGAAGAUACGCGGAACAAGUGAUCGAUAAUUUUCGAUUUAUUGUACUUUAUGCUAUAGCAAUAAAUACGUUUUCUCUGACUCUAUGCGGGAUUAUACUGAUCAUAAAUGCACCGAUACUUGUGAAAAUGAAGUUCAUAAUCUUAUGUUUUACCGUGCUCGCGGAAAUUUAUCUUUACACGUGGCCAGCUGAUUACAUAAAGGACAUGAGCAUGAACAUUUCACAAAGUGCGUAUAAUUCUGUGUGGUACGAACAAACAAUAGAAUUGCAAAGAAAUCUAUUAAGCGUGAUAACGUAUCAAAAACCACUAAUUCUUUCCUUUAAAUGUAUAUUAUCAGAACUUUCUUUGCGUUAUUAUUGUUCGUACUUGUCUAAUACUUUCUCCAUCUUCACCGCUUUACGUGUCCUCAUAGAUAAGAAUUCAUCAUAAAAUAAACAUUAAAUAUCAUUUUAAGAUAUUUUUCUGUAUAUUUGUGCUUUUGAAUUGCAUUACUGAAAUCAUAUUAAAACAAUUAUUUGAUUUUUU